Molecule: messenger RNA, 450 nt
Organism: Pieris macdunnoughi
Lineage: Eukaryota; Metazoa; Arthropoda; Insecta; Lepidoptera; Pieridae
Source: the annotation of a GenBank genome assembly
AUGAGAUUCCUGAUCGCUUUCGUCGCCCUCAUCGGCUAUGCCUCAGCUAGCGCCAUCCUAGCUCCAUUGGUCUACGGCGCCAACGCCGGUGACGUCCAGGCCGCAGCCAUCGACGCCACCGUGGCCGCUCGGGACACCGUCCGCGCCAUCGGCGAAGGACAGGCCAGAGCAGCUGAAGCCGUCGUCCAGCACAACACCGAAGCCGUCCGCCAGGUCGCCGAAACCAACCGCAACCUCCACGAGAACGCUUACUGGGGCAAUGUUGCCGCUUCCCAGAACUACGUCGCCGCCGCUCAAUCCCAGGUUGCCGCCAUUGACGGCGUUGCCGCUGGUGUCCGCGCUGCCUAUGCUGGUGCCCCAAUUGUUGGCGCUUACGGAGUUUCCCCCUACGGAAUCGCUGCCCCAUACACCGCCUACGGCGCGUACGGUCUUGGCCUCCACGCCUGGUAA